This is a messenger RNA of Striga asiatica, 528 nucleotides long. The record is from the annotation of a GenBank genome assembly. Lineage: Eukaryota; Viridiplantae; Streptophyta; Magnoliopsida; Lamiales; Orobanchaceae.
AUGGUACCAGUAAUCAACGCAAACGCAAAAACCACUCCCACCAUUCAAUUCCACCAUACAUUCGCUCUAAGUCCCCUCCCCAAACUCCAUUUCUUCGCCCCCUCCGCCCUCAAUCUGAAAGCCCUAAAAAUCUCAUGCCGCGGAGAAAAAGAGGAAAUCCCAGCCGACGACGCGCUCGCCGCCGAACUGAACCUCGAGAUCAAUAAACUGAACUCCUCUUCCGCUCAUCGGGAAGAGGCCUUCCGGAAAAGCAGAGAGAUUUUGUUCGCGGAGGUCUGUAAAUUCACGGGGGUGCUAUCGGCGGAUUUGGAGCGAAAAUGGAGGAGAAUGAACGAAGGCGAAAGGUGGGCUAUGGCCAAAGGGUUUGUUUCGGUGUGGGGCGAUCGAUUUCAUCCUCUGUCUGCGAGAUCUGUUAAGGACAUGAUGGAUGAAUACUUGAGGAAAGAAGAUGAACCUGUUUCGAUUGAUUUGUUACCUGGCUUGAAGAAAUUGUUGGGGGUUUUCUUUUCUGGAAAUGAUGAAGAGUGA